Cynoglossus semilaevis (tongue sole) is the source of this 3249-nucleotide messenger RNA. RefSeq names its product plakophilin 2 (gene pkp2). The record is from RefSeq and is a predicted model, not a curated record. Gene Ontology annotation, cellular component: cytoplasm; adherens junction; nucleus. Gene Ontology annotation, molecular function: protein binding. Gene Ontology annotation, biological process: desmosome organization; heart development; cell-cell adhesion. NCBI's taxonomy places the organism in Eukaryota, Metazoa, Chordata, Actinopteri, Pleuronectiformes, Cynoglossidae. The transcript has 13 exons. Bases 147 to 2513 code for a protein of 788 amino acids.
GUUACACGUCUUUAGCCCCGCCCUCCCCACUGGCGGCUGGCAGGUCGGUUUACCUGAGUGAAUCAGAGAGGGAGGACAAAGCGGCAGGAUCGUCUAUGACAAACGUGGAGUUAAAUAAAUGAGCUUUCUGUCAGGUUUGCGUGAAGAUGGAUGAGGUGUUCCUGAAGUCAGCCAUUCCCGCCACUGCGGACUCCUUUUUCCCACUGGACGAUACCACUCUGGCUCUGCCGGCCGAACCCAGCGGCAGAGCUUCGGUUAAAGCCGUGUCAAAGGAGCGGAGUCUGAGAGUUCAGCAGCAGGUCCAGCUCACACUGGCCCGGAAGGCAAGGAGGACUCUGUCUAAUGGUGGUGUCCACUUACAGAGGAGCGCGGCUCAGAGCUUUGAUGCUGCUGAUGGAUUUGUACCAAACGUGAAGCUGAAUGGAUACACCAACUACCCUCUGUCCAACAACCACAUGCGCAAACCUUCCAGGAGGGUGGAGGUGUCUCCGCCUCCGAGCCCAGGUUUACCUCGCAGUCGCUUCCACUACAGCACCCUGCGGUUUGGGACUCACCCCGGGCUCAGUUAUCCUCAGAGGUCCGGACCUGUGCAAGACCACACGUUUGGUCCAGAUUCUUUUCAGCGCUACGCCUUCUCCGAGGCUCAGCGUGGGAGCAGGGCGCAGGUGUCCACCACUGCGCAAGGGAGCAUCCGUCAGAGGUCACUGAGACAGACACCGGCGCCUCUGCCCGUCUUUGCUAACGCAGGGUAUCAGCAGAGCGCUGAUUAUUACGGCUCUCGCUGGAGUCAUAACCAGACGUUGAGCAGGAGACACACGACGCUGGAGAGGAGCGCAGAUGUGGCACUGGGCCGUGUUCAACCUGAGGACGGUGCUUCCUGGUCGGCUCAGAUCAGGAGGAACGCACAAGCCCUCCGCAGACUGAACUCCUACCCACCUACGGCCACCAGUUUAGAAGUAGACAUGGGCCGGCAGAUGGACGAGGAGCUGCCUCUCCAGCAGAUCCAAUCACAGAACAGCCUCACUCUGAAGUCGGACAACAAGGUCCCAGAGAUGACGUUAGAGCGAGCCGUGAACCUGCUGACACAGGACAACGAGGAAACACUCGUAUGUGCAGCGGGUCACAUUCAGAACCAGUGUUUCAAGAGCAUCGAAGCUAAGAAGAUGGUGUACUAUCUACGGGGCAUCGGGAAACUCCUGCAGCUUCUGCACAUCGACAACGAGGAGGUGCAGCGAGUGGCAGCAGGAGCGCUACGCAACGUUGUGUACCAGAACAGCGAAAACAAGAUGGAGGUGAAGGAGAACGACGGCAUAGCCUUGAUCCUGAGCGCACUGAAAAGCAGUCGAGACGUGGAGACCAGGCGACAACUCACAGGUCUUUUGUGGAACCUCUCUUCCCAUGAUCUUCUGAAGGAGCGUCUGUCCAGAGAAUCCUUAUUCGUCCUCACUAAGUACGUCCUUGUGCCAAGUUCGGGCAUUUCAGAAGGCGAGAACCCAAAAGAUGAGCUUCUGGCUGACGAUGAGGUUUUUCACAACGCCACAGGCUGCCUGAGGAAUCUGAGCUCUGCUGGUCCAGACGGCAGAAAGGCGAUGAGACAGUGUGAGAAUCUCAUCGACUCUCUGGUCUACUACAUCAGAGGAACCAUAGCUGACUAUAAGACGGAUGACAAGUCCACAGAGAACUGCGUCUGCAUCUUGCACAACUUGUCUUAUCAAAUGGAGGCAGAGCUUCCUAAAAAGUAUGCCAAAGACCUACGGGAAUCUCGUCAGAACUUGGCUCCAGACCAGAAGACUGUCAGCUGCUUUUCUCAGCGUAAUGCCAGGAUCACAGAGCACCUGGAGCGACAGAGCCCUCUGCUGGAGGAGAAGGCAAACCCCCGCGGUGUGGAGUGGCUGUGGAGCGCCAUCACUAUCCGCAUGUACCUGUCGCUGAUCGCCCGCAGUGUCAGACACUACACCCAGGAGGCUGCCGUGGGGGCGCUGCAGAACAUCACGGCUGGGAAUGGACCUGUUUCCGAAGCCAUUGCUUUCACCAUCGUCCAGCGAGAAAACGGCCUCCAACACGUGCAGAAGAUAUUACAGGAGGGAGAGAGCGAUGUGAAGAGGACGGCCAUGUCUCUGAUAAGAAACCUCUCUCGCCACGAGGAGCUGCACCCAGACAUUGUGAGGCAAGUGUUACCGGAGGUCGUAGUGAUGCUGCCCAAUGACGACACGGGCACCGACCUGUCCACGGAUGCGACCUCUUGUCUCUGCCACAUCCUGAACAACCUGAGUCAGAGCAACUCACAGCACGUCAGAGCCAUCGUCAACCAGGGGGCGCUGCCGAAGAUCAUCAACAUCAGCAGCAAAGACAACGGUUAUGGUCCGUCCAGAGCAGGUCAGAGCGCCUGCAUCCUGCUGCACACCAUGUGGAAACACUCUGAUCUUCAUGGCUCCUAUAAGAAGUGUGGCUUCAGGAAAGUCGAUUUCAUCAACGCCAGGACGACCAAGGUGGUGAGCUCCAGUCGAAACUGAGUCCACUCUCAGUCACUGCACUAUUUUUACUACAACCACAGUAUUUAUGAAGUGUUUAUUUACUGAAGAUUUAAGAAAUAAAAUACUAUGUUCAUGAAGCAGAAUUAGCCAUUUGAACCUGUUCCCGUUACAGCUGCUCCUGCAGGACCAAUUCAAGAACAGCGACUGCUGUACUGUAAAAUGCUCCUUAUACCACUCUCUCUCCAAAUGUUUCACAGUAAAUUAGAAUAUGGAAAAAAUACCGCACUGAUUAAAUUAGAACAUUUCAACCUUAACCAGAUUAGCACACUUAAUCAGAAUAUAUAAAAAAAAGAACAAAUCUUGCACAGGUUGACCAAAAAUAUUGCAUCAAUUAUAUCAGUAUGCAAAUAUAUUGGCCAAAAAUGUAAACACUCCGAUACAGUCCGAUAUUAAGUUUUUGCUGAUAUUCUAUAUUGUCCGAACACUUAAUUUCCGAUAUCAAUAGAUACCGAUAUAGGCCUGGUAAUAUUUAUUUAUUUUUCUGUACAAACCAGUGUAUGCGUUGCUGGGACUAGCGUUCUGUAUACAAUCCCCUGAUUAUUAUUAAAAAAGAAUUCUUAAAAAAUUAAUUAAAUGUGUUGCAAUGCUGCCAUCUAGUGACUUUCACUUUCAUAUACAGCCAUUUAUCCACAAAAUGUUUUUAGGGCAACCCAGGCAUUGCACUAUUGGGUUUUUCAUAUCACAGGAAAAAAUUAUAACUAUUCUUAUCAUUAUA